This is a messenger RNA of Trichoderma gamsii, 1059 nucleotides long. RefSeq lists its product as hypothetical. The record is from RefSeq and is a predicted model, not a curated record. The transcript has 2 exons. Bases 1 to 1059 code for a protein of 352 amino acids. Lineage: Eukaryota; Fungi; Ascomycota; Sordariomycetes; Hypocreales; Hypocreaceae.
AUGGACGCAGGCAGUCUCGCUCAGAUGUCUUCCAACUUUGUUUCUCCCGGUGGCCUGGCCUCGCGCCGCGGCAGCCAGAACAUCAAGCCGCUCUCUUUUGAUACCAUUAAGCAGGGCAACAAAAACCAGGACGGCGGCAUUCCAACUCCCCGUACCAGCCGCUCUCAUCUGCUUGCGGGCCUGAGAACGGCCCCCAAGUCUGCUGCGGCGGCUUCCUUUGGUCCCAUGUCGCCCACUGGUGCCGAUGGUCCUAUGCAGCAAUUCGCUCGGAACGGAUACGGCUAUGGGCAGGGUAAUGUUUACAACCCUCCCCUGACCGCUUUCCCUCAAUAUGGCCAGCAACAUCAGCAGCAGCAGCAGCAACAGCAGCAGCAGCAUCACUAUGCCAAUCAAGUGGGACAGCACGUGCUGGCAGCCGCCGCCGCAGCAGCAGGGGACGCUGGCAAGUCUCCUGCGCCCAAGACGGCCACCUUCCCCACCCCUGCCACUGGUGGAUAUGGCCCUGGUCAGGCUCGGGCUGGUGAGCAUCCAAUCCGUCAACCUCGCGGGCCACCUUCCAUGGACGAGCUGAAAGCGAAACCCACGGCCAAAUACGAGGGCAGCAAGAACUUUGCUACUCGCACCCGACGAUCGGCCGUCCACAACCUUGUUCGUGCUGGUCUGGAGCGCCGCAAAGGAUCUGGCAGCUCCAGCGGCAGCAUGAGCCCCGUCUCCGAGACGGCUGAAGAGUCAGCGACGCCCAUCACUGACAACGAGUCUGACUCUGGACGUAGUGGCUCAGGCAGCUUAGCUGGUGAGGUGGAAUGCCGUACUUCGCGAGCCUCUGCUGCUGGCGGCUGGGGCGCUAUCGGCUCAGACCGACCUAGCUCGCGGCAAAAGGUCCGCGGCAGCGUUGACAGCAACUCUGGCUCUGAGAGCGACAGCAACUCGUUUGCCGAUGUUUUCAAGAAUGGUGCUCUGCGAGCAUCCAAAUCACAGGAGGCUGCAGAUGGUCAGCGCAAGGCCCCCAGACUGGUUCUGACCAGCGUUGAGAAGCGUAAGAUGGCUUCUGUGGCAUAA